Molecule: messenger RNA, 291 nt
Organism: Mycotypha africana
Lineage: Eukaryota; Fungi; Mucoromycota; Mucoromycetes; Mucorales; Mycotyphaceae
Exons: 1
Coding region: 1-291 (96 amino acids)
Source: RefSeq, a predicted model, not a curated record
AUGCUAACUACAACCAGUAUAGAUGAGAUCAAUUUACGCCGACUUUUGAUUAGUUGUGAAAAAAAACUUAAAGAACAAUCUAUUGAGUUGUGGACAGCAUCCGAGAAGAGAAAAUAUGCAGCUGUAAGAUCAAUAAUUCAACUUGUACACACGAUUUCCUUCCAAUUGUCAUGCAUAACAUCAACCCUUCAACUAAGCAAUUCUGUUUAUUCAUGUCUUAUAGUAUGUGAACCAUCUGACAGAAUUGGAACAAAGUUUAAAACACAAGCAGUAAGUGAAAGACGUCGAUGA